AUGUUAUUGAAUAAUUUGCGAAAUCUACAUCCUAAUAUUAAAAAACAUGUCGGACAAGUGGGAAAUAAAUUUCAUGCCUGGAAAACUGUCCAAAUGCAGACAGCAAAACCACUGGAAAUUAGUAACGAAACUGUACAUCAACCACAAUCCAAAAAGGGUUCUUCUAUAGAAAAAGUAACAUCAGAAACAAUUGGCAACGCUUCUCCUUUACCACGAAUAGUUCCAAUGGUUCUAAAUGUAAAAGAACCCAUAGUGCUGCCAUUUGAUGAAGUACCUGGACCGAAAUCUUUAAAAUAUUUAUCGAUUUUUCGUAAAUAUAUCACAGAGUUUGGAACUCAACUCACUGCUAGUUUUUUAACUUUCGGUCUUACCUUCAGGUCAAUAAUUUCUGACAGAAAAAUGGUACCAACAUUUUCCAACCUUUUUGAUAAAUACGGUCCAGUUGUUCGAUUUGUCAGUCCGGUUGGUAGCGACAUAGUACUCAUCAAUCACCCUGACCAUAUACAAAAGGUAUUCAGUAUGGAAGGACAGUAUCCUGUCAGGUCAAUGUUAGAGUCACUUGAGAAAUACCGAAUAGAGCAUAAGAAUCAUGCUUUUGGAGGACCUUAUACUGUUCGUGGUCAAGAUUGGGUCCGACAGAGAUUGGUGUUGGACAGGCCCGUACAUAAUGCAGUCGUUCAACACGCACAAAACGUAUACGAUGUCUGUGAAAAAUUUACGCAAAAAGUAUACAAUAUAAGAAAUUAUCAGGAUGAAAUAUCUAAAGAUUUGUAUAAGGAAUUACAUAAAUGGGCUUUUGAUUGUAUGGGUCUGAUUAUGUUCUCGAAGAAUUUUCAAAUGCUGGAAACGGAGUUAGUUCACAGUCAGUGUGACGCUGCCUGGAUGUACCAUUGUUUAGAAAAGGCCACCGACGCCAUAAUUAAAUGUGAAUCCGGUAUACACUUCUGGAAAUUUUUCACAACUCCCGCUUGGUAUUCUUUGGUCAAGUAUUGUGAUAAUUUAGACAGUUUGAUUGGUAAAUAUGUUUUGGAUAUAGAACAAGAAAUUACCACAAAGGCUCAAGACAACAAUAACGUUCCGUUAAGUGCUGAUUCUUUGACCAGUGCAAUUUUACUAAGCGAAGAUAAGUUUCAUGCAGAGGACAUUGCUACUAUUUUGAUGGAUAUGAUGCUCAUUGGCGUAAAUACGAUCACAUCUUCAAUGGCUUUUUUAUUAUAUAACAUAGCGAAACACCAAAUGAGUCAACGAUUGCUCUACCAAGAAGUGGCUAAUUUAUACCAAGAUAACAUUAUAAAAGACAUUGAUAAAUUUAAAAAUGAGACACCAUAUUUACAAGCUUGCAUUAAAGAGACUUUGAGGCUGGUUCCACCAAUACCACUGUUAACAAGAAUUCUAUCAAGAAAUGUAACUUUGGACAAUUACAACAUUCCAAGAGGAACUAUGAUUAUAAUGUCGACACAAGACACAUCACUUAAAGAAAGCAACUAUGAUGACGCCAAUAAAUUCCACCCGGAAAGGUGGUUGACCUCUGAUGCUAAAAACUAUCACUCAUUUGCUUCUAUACCAUUUGGGUUUGGGGCUAGGAAAUGUAUUGGACAAAACAUUGCUGAAACUAUGAUGUCUUUACUGACUGUAAAGGUAUUACAGAAAUACAGACUUGAAUACCAUUAUGGUGAUGUGCAGCCGUCUCGAGGCUUUAUUACGAGGCCCAACAGACUUUUAAAAAUAAGAUUUGUUGAUAGAAUGUAAUUUUAAAUGUUUCCACUUAAUAAUAUUGGUUGUUAUAAUAAUUUGGUUGUCGUACAUUUCAGUAUAUUGUUAAGUUAUGAAAUAAAAAAAUUAAAAAUUG
Messenger RNA from Melitaea cinxia (Glanville fritillary), 1849 nucleotides. RefSeq names its product 1,25-dihydroxyvitamin D(3) 24-hydroxylase, mitochondrial-like (gene Cyp339a1). NCBI's taxonomy places the organism in Eukaryota, Metazoa, Arthropoda, Insecta, Lepidoptera, Nymphalidae. The record is from RefSeq and is a predicted model, not a curated record. The coding region runs from base 1 to 1749 and encodes 582 amino acids. The transcript is spliced from 10 exons. Gene Ontology annotation, molecular function: iron ion binding; monooxygenase activity; heme binding.